AUCUUAUCCCAUCAGUUUUCUAAUGUAGAAACAAACCUAUAGCCAAAAAUAGAAUCACAGUUGGCCUUGUAUAAAACUUUCACUUUCAGGGUUAUAGAAAAGGGUUUUCCAUCUCAUUUCCUAAAAUUAUUUUCAUCUGGGCAGCCAUACCCGCUAUGACAUAACAAAUUCUAACAUCGUGGAGUCAUCAGUUUAGGAAAACUUUGCCAUCCAACAGAACUUGGUUAAUAUCAAGAGUAACAUCCAUACCCAAAAAAUAAUCAGGUCUUACGACGAAGCACAAGGAUGUUCGAACUUAUGGAGAUGACCCGCCACAUGAACACCUGGCUGGGCUUGUCAUCGGCUACUCCAUGCGAUGGUCUUCCGUUGGUAGACGACGAGGAGCCGUUACAGGAAACAUCUGGAAUUGUCACCAUUCUGGUUAUUUACCUGGGCAUGGCUGGUCUCUUAGCAGUCCUAAAUUUCUGCACUACCAACAACAGCACAGGCGACGACAUGGCACGGGCAAGGGCCAAGCGGGAAUUGGUGGCGAUGGAGCGAUAUCAGUUGCAGCGCUUAGAGCGGCAGGGCAGGUUUAUAGGCUCAUCCCUGGCGCCGUCUAGGAUGAUCAACUUGCCAUUGCUGAACAGUGAAGUGACUACACCAAGGGGACCUACAACCAACUUUCAGCACGAGUCGGAGUUUCUGGAGCAGCAAACGAAAGAGCCCGAGACGGAGUUGCAGCAGCCAACAGCUUGGCAGGAUCCCAUUGACGAAGAAGAGGAGGAGGAUCAGGACAAGACAGUGGCUCCUAGCUGUUCCGUGCCACACUGCAAGAAUUCAACCUUCUUUGAUAUUCCCUUAGAAUCGUAAUAAUUUCGACCUAUUAAACUAUUCCAAAUCCAACUUUAAGACUAAAAAUGUGGCAAUAAAAGAGUCCAAAGAAAUAUCCCAAACAGAAA
This is a messenger RNA of Drosophila eugracilis, 941 nucleotides long. RefSeq lists its product as uncharacterized. The record is from RefSeq and is a predicted model, not a curated record. The transcript is spliced from 2 exons. The coding region runs from base 286 to 852 and encodes 188 amino acids. Lineage: Eukaryota; Metazoa; Arthropoda; Insecta; Diptera; Drosophilidae.